GCGAGGGUGCCGCCCGCUGCUCCUAUUGCGCAUGUGUGGGAGGGUUUCCCUGACAGCGAGGGAAGCCUGGCCGCGGUAGAGGGGCGCUGACCCACUGGCCUUCUGCACGCUUGCGCCCAGCUGGUCCCUAGGGCCUUUGCCGGCGGUCCUCAAGGGCUCCAUGUGUCCAUCCUACUUGUGUGCUUCGGGUCUGCCAACAGGGUUGCUCAUGAAGGUGUUAUUGUUAAGACAACUAAAAAACAGUGGAAUGGACAGAAAAUGCUUCCGGCGUCUUGGGUUAGGCCCAUCCGCGCUGUACACAGUCCUCCUAGGCGGUAUAUUCGUUACUCUAAGUUCAAGUCGCAUCUUACUGGUAAAAUAUUCUGCCAAUGAAGAGAACAAGUAUGACUAUCUCCCUACCACUGUGAAUGUGUGCUCUGAGCUGAUAAAGCUGAUUCUCUGUCUGCUUGUGUCACUCUGUGUUAUAAGGAAAGACUAUCAUCAAAGUAGACAUUUGAGAUGUAUUUCCUGGAAGGAAUUCUCAAAUUUCAUGAAGUGGUCCAUUCCUGCCUUUCUCUACUUCCUGGAUAAUUUGAUUGUCUUCUAUGUCCUCUCCUAUCUUCAGCCUGCCAUGGCUGUUAUCUUCUUGAAUUUUAGCAUCAUAACGACAGCUCUUCUAUUCAGGAUAGUGCUGAGGAGGCAUCUGAACUGGAUACAGUGGGCUUCCCUCCUGAUUCUGUUUUUGUCUAUCGUCGCCCUAACUGCCAGUACCAAAACUUCACAGAAUGACUUGGCGGGACAUGGAUUUCAUCACGAUGCCUUCUUCACACCAUCCAAUUCCUGCCUUCAUUUCAGAAGAGAAUGCUCCCAAAGGGACAAUUGUACAGCCAACGAGUGGACUUUCAGUGAAGUCAAGUGGAACACCACAGCCAGAGUUUUUAGUCACAUCCGUUUGGGCUUGGGCCACAUUCUGAUUAUAGUUCAGUGUUUUAUUUCUUCAAUGGCAAAUAUCUAUAAUGAGAAGAUCCUGAAGGAGGGGACACAGCUCACCGAGAGCAUCUUCAUACAGAAUAGCAAGCUUUAUUUCUUUGGCAUUGUUUUUAAUGGGCUGACCCUGAUUCUUCAAAGCAGUAACCGUGAUCAGAUUCAGAACUGUGGGGUUUUUUAUGGCCACAAUACAUUUUCAGUAGCCCUUAUUUUUGUAACUGCUUUCCAGGGCCUUUCAGUGGCUUUUAUCUUGAAAUUCUUAGAUAACAUGUUCCAUGUCUUGAUGGCCCAGGUGACAACUGUCAUCAUCACAACUGUGUCUGUCCUGGUCUUUGAUUUCAGGCCCUCCCUGGAUUUUUUCCUAGAAGCCCCAACCGUCCUUCUCGCCAUAUUUAUUUAUAUUGCUAGUAAGCCUCAAAAUCUAGAAUGUGUGCCUAGGCAAGAAAGGAUCCGAGAUCUAGGUGGCAAUCUUUGGGAGCGUUCCAGUGGGGAUGGAGAGGAGCUGGAAAGACUUACCAAAACCAAGAGUGAUGACUCAGAUGACGACACUUUCUAAUUGUCCCUGUCUAUUCGUGGUUGACGGCUCCUACAAACUAUGUUUGAGCAUUUUCAACAUUUGUGGCAAUUGUCUUUUCUGAUAAAGUGAUGAUGUUUGAAAGCAUAAUACUCUUUACAUGUAUCUAACCACUGCAUAAACCACUCCGUCCAAGACUUAGAGCAGCCACCGGGUGGCAGGUUUCUGAGGCAUGAACACAGGACUGUGAAUACCCAGUGCUUGAUGAGCAGGACACAUCUGCAGAUUGUGUUCCUCAUCCUCCAGGUUCCAGAAAUCAUGGUAACUAGACCUGACAGAUGCUAGUGGAGACCCUGUGCCAGAUACUAGGGUACUAGUCAUGUAGCUUAUUGUUUGCUGCGGUCUCCUCUAUUUCUCUUUCCCUCUCUCUACCUCUCUCUCCCUUCCUCCUCUUCCUACCUCUCUUCUACUCUCCCUCAUCCCACCUUCCCUCCCCUCUUAUUGUUAUACAUAUUGUCUAUGUUGUCCCUCAGAUUUCAAGGUCUUAGCAAUAGUCAUUUUGUUUAUAUUAAAGCGAUAAGACUCUAAAAAUUUGGGCGGAUAGACCUAAGUAUCUGGCUCUGCCAUAGAAUUUAGAUAACAUCCUUUGUGACAUUUUUUAAGCUAUUCUGAAAUAAAAUAUCAAAGUUUAGGGUUUUUUUAGAACUUAUGAGAAAUUUUAUUCUUAUCUUUUUUUAGGCUUUAUUUGUGUGAAUGUUGUUCAACAAGUUAUCAUAUUACCACUUGUCUUUUAAAUCACCUAAGCCAUUGUGAUUUUUUGUUUUGUUUUGUUUUUAUUCCAUUUUCCUCAGUUUGUACAUUUACAAAAUCUUGGCAUCAUUUACUUUUUGAUGUUGAGUUAGUCUGUUGAGAAUUAAGUUGUUUUACUUUUGGGUUACUAAUUGGACCUUGUAACGGUUAGCUAUCUUUGUAUAAUACCCUGUCCUAAAAGUCAAGACCCUGGCUUCAGGACUCCUUUAUAAGAAUCCUUUUUUUAAAAACAAUAAUGACUUUUAAUGACAGAGUAGUGUUUCUCUAGCAGAGGACCAGUAAUCAUUAAGUCAGCCCUAGCCUUAGUUCAUACUUAGAAGUGCAUGGUAGUUUUCAAGAGAUGUUUGCAUGCAGCCAGUCGACUCCUCACUGACUAAUUUAGAAGUUAGAGUGAUUUGUCCCAGGCCCUACAGCUAGGUUGUGACGGAAACAGGCUUCAAGCCUGUGUGUUUACAAAGUCCUGCUGUAGAUGUGAAUUACCAUGCAGUUUGCACUUUCUGUCAAGUUUCCAUGUAUUUAUAUAUAAGAAGUUACUAUUACUAAAAUCCACCUGUGUACCCAAAAUAAUAUAACUGGCAAUAAUUGCUAAAACUUUUUUUUUUGCUAAAACUUUUUAAUUCAAAUAAUUACCAAACUUGUAUCUUGUGUCUGUUCUGUGUGGUGAGAUGUGAAGUGCUUUUAUAUAUAUAUAAAAAAAAAAUGGAGCAAGGCGAAUACUCAAGUAACUUAAAACUUUGUCUUAAACUAAACCUUGUCUAAAGAAUGGUUAAAUUCUCUGCCUUAUCGUAGGUAUUCUCAUAAAAUGGGAAAAUUGUAUCCACCAAGGUGACAGAUUUUAUAGAUAAUGAAAGUAAAAUAGAGCAGGACCUCUCUUAAGGAGCAAGAGCAUGCAAAUCAUCUCAGUGAGUGGAUGAAACUCUGCAGGUGUCACCUGCAGGACAUAGUGAUACAGGUGUCAAUGUCUGAGGUGUGUGGCAGUUUAAUUUUUCAUAUUCACAGUUACUUUUUACAUGCUAACUUUUUGGGAGACGGUCAUUGUUCCCCAUCAGGCUGAGCUGGAGCUAAAAAAAUGUCAGGUAGACACACUGCAGUCCUUGAGGGCAUCACUGUUUUCAGAAGGACAGAAGAAGGUAAGAGGUCCAGAAACCAUUUCCCAGGUACUGAUAGAGUCAGGGGAUUGUAUGACCUGGAAAGAACAAUUGUCACACAAAAAGAAAUAGACAUGGUUCCAAUUCCAGGAACUAAAUGGUGGUUAGGUUAUAGAGUGACCCUUUCAUGCACAUGGGAUAAAGCUCCCAACAAAUGGUAGUUCUCAACAGUGAUGAAGAAAGCAAGAAUGCAGAUGCUGGCUGUACAAGGAAAGGUGGGUUAGACCUAGAUCCCAAAUCCUUGCCUAGCUGAUUCUUGUCCCAUAAGUUUUCAAGAUCUAUUUACAGAGUGGCCCUGUCAGGGCAUAAUUGCCCAUCCUUACAGCUGAGGCUUGUUUGGUUCUGCCUCUGAAUCCCUGUGUGGAGGCCCAGUUGUUUGUGAUAAGAACUAGAUAUGGUAGCUUUGUAACUGCUAGUAUUGCUGUAAUCCUUUCUGUGUAAGCCAACUGGCUAGAUGCACCCAGGACCUCCUUGGUACAUUUUCCCUUUACCUUUAUUUAUGAACUCUUAACAUUCCAAGCAAAGACGGUUAAACAUAGUGGGUAAGAUGGUGAUUUUUCCCUUGCUAAAGCUUAGAUCAGAAUUCUUGAAAGUGAGUAAAUUAAAUUUCCACUUUUAUGCAUCACUAGGUAUGCUAAUGCAUACUUUUUUAUUUUUUUGGUUUUUCGAGACAGGGUUUCUCUGUGGUUUUGGAGCCUGUCCUGUAACUAGCUCUUGUAGACCAGGCUGGUCUUGAACUCACAGAGAUCCACCUGCCUCUGCCUCCCAAGUACUGGGAUUAAAUCACUGUAUUUGGGAGAAAGUUAAGAAAGCUAAGGAAUGAAUUAAGCAGUUAAAAGUUUAAUUUUUAGAGAUACUGUAGGUGCUAAUACUGGAUUUAAUCUUUCAGAUUUAAUUUGUUUUCUGGGCCUUGUGGUUAUUCAGUAAUCCCAAUAGAUCUGUGUAAUAAUUUAAUUGUAUAAACCUUAUUUGUUCCCUUAAAGCCUAUACUAGUCUGUCUGCCUUUUAAACUUGUUGCAAUAACUUUGCUGAAAUAUUAACACAUUAGUAAAACUUUUCUUAAAUAAAAAAAUUUCCACUUUUAA
Molecule: messenger RNA, 4523 nt
Organism: Alexandromys fortis (reed vole)
Lineage: Eukaryota; Metazoa; Chordata; Mammalia; Rodentia; Cricetidae
Gene: Slc35a5
Product: solute carrier family 35 member A5
Exons: 7
Coding region: 161-1522 (453 amino acids)
Biological process (GO): pyrimidine nucleotide-sugar transmembrane transport
Cellular component (GO): Golgi membrane
Molecular function (GO): pyrimidine nucleotide-sugar transmembrane transporter activity
Source: RefSeq, a predicted model, not a curated record